CCCAUGUGGAACCCCCCCAUCUCGAAGCGCCACAUGGGUCCGUCCAAGAACCACAAAGCGGAAGAUUAGAGUUCGAAGAAGCGAACGAUCACCUAAUCUAAUGAUUAAACGAUUUCAACGAACUUUGAUCAUCGCCGUUAUGUUAGCGUUACCGGUUGAGGCACAGAAGCAGUAAGUCUAUAGAUUUGAGGUUCUGUCUGCAUAAAGUUUGUCUUGAAGAAAAAAAAAUAGUCAAGGUUGUACUUCAUGGCCAGGAUAAAACCUCAGGCUUUGCUACUCCAAAGCAAAAAGAAGAAGGGGCCAACUCGUAUCAGUGCCACUACAAUAAUUCUGUGCAACCUAGUUGUUAUGUUGCUUGUAUUGUCCUUGGUUGCUACAUACAGGCAUUGGUCUCAGAGGUCUACGGAACAAACAGGACUAUCAAAUUUUGAGGACACUUCGGAUAUCUUAACAGAUUCAAAGAAGUAUGAUCUUCCGGGUUAUGCUGUUUUGAAUACAUCAAAGGGUUAUAUUACAGUAGAACUGUACAAAGAUGGUUCUCCUGAGAUUGUGGACAAAUUUCUCGACUCAUGUCAAAAGGGCUACUUCAAAGGGAUGCCUUUUCAUCAUGUGAUCAAACAUUAUGUAAUUCAAGGAGGGCAUUCCCAAGGUCUUGGAGGUACAGAAGAUUGGACUACAAAAGUGAAGCUUCGUAGUCGGCUUGCUACAAGCCCAAAGCAUGAGGCAUUUAUGCUUGGAACUUUGAAAACUAAAGACAGCCAAGGGUUUGAGAUAUUUAUUACCACUGCACCAAUUCCAGAUUUAAGUGAUAAGCUUAUGGUGUUUGGACGGGUCAUCAAGGGAGAGGAUGUAGUGCAGGAAAUCGAGGAGGUGGACACAGAUGAACACUAUCGGCCCAAAUCCCCUAUAGGGAUCAUCAAUGUGACUCUGAAAAGUGAAAUUUGAGUGCUAUUACUACUUGGUGUAAAUUUUUCCUAUGGGUAGUGAUAACACUCUGUGAUACCGCAUGCUGGAGAUUUCUCUCCAAGGUUGUUCAUGUGCUACAUUUUUCUUCAUACUUGCAUUUCCACUUAUCCACUCCAGUCUUUUUUGGGGUGGGGGGUUUUGGAGUUUACGGGGGCUGAAUUGUUUUGGGAAGUAAAGGGCCUUCAUAUUUUUGUGUAGGCAAAUACAACAUUCUGUUUAAUUCCAGUGAAGAUCUGUUGUGACCCCCUCUGUUAUUGUUGUUUGUCAUUUUUCAUACACUUGUUUGAUUUCUGUAAAAGGUGAUUAUUCUCAUUUA
Hevea brasiliensis (rubber tree) is the source of this 1282-nucleotide messenger RNA. Its product is annotated as peptidyl-prolyl cis-trans isomerase CYP21-4. The record is from RefSeq and is a predicted model, not a curated record. Lineage: Eukaryota; Viridiplantae; Streptophyta; Magnoliopsida; Malpighiales; Euphorbiaceae. Gene Ontology annotation, biological process: protein peptidyl-prolyl isomerization. Gene Ontology annotation, molecular function: peptidyl-prolyl cis-trans isomerase activity. The coding region runs from base 247 to 945 and encodes 232 amino acids. The transcript has 8 exons.